Messenger RNA from Amphiprion ocellaris (clown anemonefish), 4462 nucleotides. RefSeq names its product transmembrane protein 161B (gene tmem161b). The record is from RefSeq and is a predicted model, not a curated record. The transcript has 12 exons. The coding region runs from base 237 to 1715 and encodes 492 amino acids. NCBI's taxonomy places the organism in Eukaryota, Metazoa, Chordata, Actinopteri, Pomacentridae.
UUUAGUAUGACCUCUACUGCAGUUGAAAAUACUUGGGAGCGGAGGUUGAAUCCAUUGAUUUUUUUUGACGAUGUAACCCAUUUCUGUAAGGAUACGGUUACAGUUUGAAUGAGAAACCCCUUUAUUUUGUGCAUAACCAUCGCAAGAAGGGCUUAUGUGCUCCUCGCCGCUUGAUUUCCGACUCGGGGUGCUCAGUGUUGCCGGGGUAGAGUCCGUUUUAGCUGCACUGCAUCAACAUGGGUGUGAUCGGUGUGCAGCUGGUGGUUACCAUGGUAAUGGCCAGUGUAAUUCAGAAAAUCAUACCUCAUUAUUCUUUUGCAAGAUGGCUACUCUGCAGUGGCAGUCUGCGGUGGUAUCAGCACCCUACGGAAGAUGAGUUGAGGAGCUUAGCUGGGAAACAAAAAGGACAGAAGAGGAAAGACAGGAAGUACAAUGGUCACAUAGAGAGUAAGCCGCUAACAGUUCCCAAGGACAUAGACUUACAGCUGGAGACGAAAUGUAUCACAGAAGUCGACACAUUAGCAUUGCACUACUUCCCAGAGUUCCAGUGGCUGGUGGACUUCACAGUGGCGGCAACUGUGGUCUAUCUGAUAACAGAACUCUACUACAGUGUGGCUAACCCCUCAGGAGAGAUGAACAUCAGUGUGGUCUGGUGCCUACUAGUACUCGCCUUUGUCAUUAAGACCCUUUUCUCUCUAACGGCCCACUACUUCAAGCUGGAGGAAGGAGGCGAACGCUCACUCUGCAUUACUUUUGCAUUCUUCUUUUUUGUCAAAGCCAUGGCCAUCCUUAUAGUCACUGAAAACUACCUGGAGUUUGGUCUGGAGUCAGGCUUUGCAAACUUUUCCGACAGCGCUCAACAGUUUCUGGAACACCAGGGCAUGGAGUCCCAGGGUCCCAUAUCUAAGCUCACCUUCAAGUUGAUCCUGGCCUUGCUGUGCUCUCUUAUUGGAGCUUUUCUAACUUUCCCUGGUCUACGAUUGGCCCAGAUGCAUCUAGAUGCACUCACUUUAACCACAGCCAAAUUUACACAGACUCUGCUUCAUAUCAACUUCCUGUCCCCUCUCAUCAUGGUCCUGCUGUGGGUAAAGCCUAUUACCAAGGAUUACAUAAUGAACCCCACUCUGGGAAAGGAGAGUGUGCCUUUGAUGACUGAACAGACAUAUGAUACUCUGCGGUUAUGGGCCAUCAUACUGAUGUGUAUGCUCCGGCUUGCCAUGAUGAGGCAUCACUUGCAGGCCUACCUCAACCUGGCCCAGAAAGGUGUGGACCAGAUGAAGAAGGAGGCGGGACGGAUAAGUACCGUUGACCUGCAGAAGAUGGUUGCACGUGUUUUUUACUACUUGUGUGUAAUCGCACUACAGUAUGUGGCACCACUGGUGAUGCUGCUACAUACAAGUUUGCUGCUAAAAACUUUAGGUGGUCACUCCUGGUGGGUCUAUCCUGAAGAAGACCUGCCUUGCACCUAUGAAAUGAACUCUGACUCUGUGAUGGAGGCAGCACCAGCAGCGGCCCCAACACUAGCUUCGGUCGUAGAAACAGGACCCCGGGCAUCAGUAGCCCAGCUGUCAGUGGCUCUGGGAGGUCUAAAGACUGUUUUCACCCCCUUACUUUUCCGGGGCCUCUUCUCCUUCUUCACUUGGUGGAUCGCUGCCUGCCUCUUCUCCACCUCCCUCUUUGGCCUCUUCUACCAUCAGUAUCUCAUGGCGGCAUAGCAUCACCAAUCCAACAGUGGCACCCGAGACCCCCACAGUGCUGCCGUAUGUUCGGCCCGAUCAGAAAGGACUGAGUGGGGGCAAAAAGAGGCCUGCUGAUGACUCUGCUCUUAAACUCCCCUCCCUCCAUCUCUCUGACCACCUCACAAUGACUGAUCAUAUCAUCAGAGCUCCUGGUUCACCUUCCAGUGCUUCCUCCACAGAUGACUGUGAACUCUUGUCAUUGUUUUUACUUCUACGACCACCACUUUUUAUUUGGGCAAGCAAGAUUUCUAAACCUUACCAAGAAACAGUACGAGUUAGACGAAUAUUAGUCAAAACUGAUCCAGGUUUCUGUAGUAAAUUUGAGUGGUGUUAAGUAAAACACAGAGGCUGAGAUGCUGAUUACAAUUAAUUUUACAUGUUGAAACGUUGUGUGGCAGUUCAACUCAGUUCUGCCAAUGGGGAGAGUUUAAUCAGUGGUAUCUGUUCACAAGAGAGCACGUGCAAUGAGUUUAAUCCAUCAACAUCUUCAGAUUUGUGAUAUCUUUUCGUUUAGAAAACCAUAAAUGCAGCUUCUUUGGAGAGUUUGAUUUCAUACUCUUGCCCUCGUUUUUAAAUUCCUUCUAUUUCCAGCGGUGGUUAAUUCCCCUUUAAACUAAUGUUGGCAGUGAGUUACACCACAGAUUUAUCCAUUCCUGGAAUUACUCAGCAUGACUGGAUACGUGUUGUUUGGGGCCUUGACGUUAAGUGUCAUACAGCCGCUAUAUUCCAGUUUGUAUCCAUGACUGUACUAAUUUCCUCAGUGACUGUAAAGAAGCUACGUUUAGACAAAAACAAAAUAUCACUGAAUCUGGAUUUUUAAUUUUUUUUAAUGGGGCUAAUAUGUGACUUCAUAUUAGCCUAAAAUUCUGCUUUUUAUUUGUUUUAAUUCCGUUUUGGGGACACCGAUAACUGCCAUACUUGGGCCCCAGGCUUGUUUCUCAAUGAAAUCUUUAAAAUAUGCGGGGGUUUUUGUUUGGCCUGUUUUUCCUCAAAUGUGUCACUGAAGUGUCUGAGAGUCUUAAAAUAUUGCAGUCUGUACCAGUGAGUCUUUUCUUGGAAUAGGAGGAGGGAAAAGCAGCCUGUGGGUGUUUCCAGGCUGGUUAGGAAGAGCUGUGAGCAAACCGGGGUUAUAGAGUGGACAACAAGAGCUGUACUUGCAGGGGAGCUGAAGGAGAUGUUAAACUCAUGAGGAGACAUCUCAUUGACUUGAAGCUGAUGUAUUUAAAUCUGUCUAACUGAACUUGCCAUAGAGGACAAACUUCCAUAUUUAAAUGAAAGGCGUUCCAAUAGAUUUGUGAUGUUUUAAUGUGCAUCGUUAACCUUCCUGGUUUUCACUGAGCCAUUUUAGACGCGAUGGGAGAAUUCUGAGCAGCAAAGAUGAUUCAAAGGGAGGACAGCAUGCGGGGCCUCAGUUCAACGUAUGUGCUUGUGUCCGUGUGUCUGUCUGCAUGUAUAGGAUCUCUGCUGUUGGUUAGCUGCAAUCUGAAAGGGCAUUGUGAUCAAGAGGAGAUGAUGCCAGCUACUGUUGAGAAACCACUGGCCUUUAUGUUCUACUUUCCAUUUUUCUUUGUAUUUUUUAACCUUUACCUAUCCCUUGCUUUUAAACCUAUUUGAGAACAAUCUUUUCUUUGUUUUUUAUUCUUUUUCCAAUGGAUUAAAUUGUGGAUUUGUGAAAGUUUUGAUUUUAAAAUGGUGCCAAGUGAGUGUGUCCCCUGCUGUCCUGUUGGCUGUAGGUCUGAUGUGUGCUGGUGUUCGAAACUGGACUACAACUCUGCGGCCUUCUGUUUUAUUCUGUAGAUCCAUCUUUAUAAAGAGGGACUCACUCGGUCUGAUUCACAAAAGGACAUAUUUACUGUGUCUUAGUAUACUGUAAUUCUUUGGUGGGCAAAUGUACGCACAAAACAGUCAUUGUGCUGGUGACACACCGGCCAAUGUGAUUGUCCAGUCUAUUCAGGAAUGUAGGGUACAUGGUGCCAGAUUAAUUACAGAUCACACAAUCCCGGGGUUCUCUGGCAUCCCAUUAUUGCAUUUAUAUAUAACAGAGCUGUAAUUUAUAAAUUCCAGCUCUCGAGUUUUGUACAGAACACAUUUUACAAAGUCCAGCAGCACCAUAUCAACAUUUCUAAGCUCCUGAUGUCGAAAGUCUUAGCUUUGGUUUGUGUCUGUUUUAAACGAUGAGGAAUAUGCACAUAAUGAAUGUAUCAAUCCUGCCUAAUUUCUAGAUUGUUUUCAUGAAAAUGAUUUGUAUGGUGAGCUGAUUUAACACCCCCCCCCCCCCCUGCACUUCUUGAACUCUCGACUUGUCUAAUACCAUCUGUUUAAUCUGCGUCUCAAACUAAAUCUAAUUUGUCCUAAUGACUAUUUUUUAUUGAUUGAUCUUUUUUUUUGUAUUUAUUACACAUGUCGAAGCCUGUAAACAUUUCUAAUUUUAAUAACAACCCCUUUUUUUUGAGUGCAUGAUGGCUAAAAAUCAGUUUUGAAAAUGUGUUUGACAAAUCAGUUACAGAUGAACUUUUCUUUGAAGGAGCAAUCCAGUCAGUUGAGGAACAGCUGGGAUACUUUCAGAAUCCAUUGGCCUAAUCAGGCUUCCGUUUCUUCAGUUUGUUACCACUGACAGUGUUUUAUUAUUCAUUGUUGGGUUCACAAAGUAAAUUUCACACAUUGUUGUCUUUCAUGUAUUUAUUUCUGCUUUAGAUUUUGUCUUAAAUAAAUUAUGUUCUUUA